Molecule: messenger RNA, 1083 nt
Organism: Ipomoea triloba (trilobed morning glory)
Lineage: Eukaryota; Viridiplantae; Streptophyta; Magnoliopsida; Solanales; Convolvulaceae
Product: gibberellin 20 oxidase 2-like
Exons: 3
Coding region: 1-1083 (360 amino acids)
Biological process (GO): unidimensional cell growth; gibberellin biosynthetic process; response to light stimulus
Molecular function (GO): gibberellin 20-oxidase activity
Source: RefSeq, a predicted model, not a curated record
AUGGAUUCACAAACACGCCCAUCCACUUCCCCCCAACACCAAAACAACCUUAGCAUCCCCAAACAGUUUGUCUGGCCGGAUGAACAUUUAGCACGCGCCCACGAAGAGCUAAACGAGCCGGCGAUCGACCUCGGAAGCUAUUUCGGCGCCGAUCCCAAGGCGGCUAGAAACGCCAUCCGGCUUGUUCGGGCGGCGUGCUUGAGCCACGGGUUUUUCCAAGUGCUCAACCAUGGGGUUGAUGUUGAGCUGAUUAGAGCGGCGCAGGAUUGCGCCGUGGCGUUCUUUAAGCUGCCGGGUGAUGAGAAAAUGAAGGGGGAGAAGAAACGUGGUGGAAUGUGGGGUUACUCGAAUGCCCAUGCCGAGCGUUUCCCGUCGAGGUUGCCGUGGAAAGAGACGUUAACGUUUGGGUUCCAUGAAAGAUGUGGUGAUGCUCCUCUUACUGUUGAGUUCUUCAAAUCUUCGUUUGGACAAAGUUAUGAGCAUGUUGGAUUGGUGUUCCAAAAAUACUGUGAGGCAAUGAAGAAGUUGUCUAUUGUAAUAAUAGAGAUACUAGGAAAGAGCCUAGGGAUUGAUCCCUCAUACUACAAGGGCUACUUUGAAGAGGGAUGCUCCUCCAUUAUGAGAUGCAACUUCUACCCAAGCUGCCAAGACCCAGCCCUAACCCUAGGCACAGGACCCCAUUGCGACCCUAACUCCAUCACAAUCCUUCAUCAAGACCAGGUUGGAGGUCUACAAGUGUUUGUAGACAACAAAUGGAAGUUUGUUAGACCUAGAAAUGGUGCAUUCGUCGUUAAUAUUGGUGACACCUUCCAGGUUUUAUCAAACGGAAUAUACAAGAGCUGCGUGCACCGUGCAGUGGUGAACAAAGAGCAUGACCGUCUGUCCUUGGCUUUCUUCUUGUGCCCCACAGAAGACAAGUCAAUAAGAGCACCUUCAGAUCUUAUCAGCAAAGAGCAGCCUAGAAUGUACCCAGAAUUCACAUGGUCAGAUCUUCUCCAUUUCACUCAACACCAUUACAGAGCUGAUGAUGCUACCCUCCAAAACUUCUGCAACUGGUUCCUAUCUUCCAAUAAUUCUCCAUGA